CCAGAAUCAGACAUGAGCGUUAAGGUGCCGUCCGUUGUGCUGCCCAGCGGGGCGCGGAUGCCGAUGCUGGGGCUGGGUGUGUACAAGGCAGCAGCAGGCGAAGAGGCCUACGAAUCUGUUCUGUCGGCCUUGCGUCUAGGCUACCGCCACAUUGACACCGCGCGGCUGUACGAGAAUGAGGCGGACGUGGGGCGCGCUGUACGGGACUCUGGAAUCCCUCGCGAGCAGAUCUUCAUCACGAGUAAGCUGCGCGAGUUCCACUGGGGAUACGACAAGGCACUGGAGGGUGCGCGCUCCAGCAACGAUCUCAUCGGCUGUAGCUACAUCGAUCUGUUCCUGCUGCAUCAGCCCUUUGAUCCCAAACUACGCGCUGAUACAUGGCGCGCACUCGAAGAUCUGCAGAAGGAAGGCGUACUGCGUGACAUCGGUGUGUCAAACUUUGGAGAAGCGCAUCUGGCCAAACUGGCCGAGACGUGGAAGGUCAAACCGGCUGUGAACCAGAUCGAAUUGCAUCCGUGGCUCACGAGACAGUCGCUGGUCAACUAUUGCGAGGAGAACGGGAUUCAUGUCCAGGCCUUCUCACCUCUGGCGCGAGUGAAGAAGAUUGACGACUCGAGACUUAUUGAACUUGCCAAGGAAGUACAGGCAACACCCGCUCAGGUUUUGAUUGCGUGGGAUCUGGUUAAAGGAUACACCACAGUGCCCAAGUCGGUGCACGAAGCGAGACAGAAGGAAAACCUGGAAGCGGCCAACGUGAAGCUCACACCGGAACAAGUGACACGUCUGGAUGCAUUCAACGAGGACUUUUACUCGGGCACAGACCACGUCAGUAACUCUGCUGUCUAAGAACAGGAUUUCACAUUCAGUUUAGCAUCGUUACAGCCUUCUGUAGUUUCUAACUGGAGACUGAACACGUGCUUUUUGUUGUUUUCUAA
Molecule: messenger RNA, 935 nt
Organism: Phytophthora infestans T30-4
Lineage: Eukaryota; Oomycota; Peronosporomycetes; Peronosporales; Peronosporaceae
Product: aldo/keto reductase family
Exons: 1
Coding region: 13-846 (277 amino acids)
Molecular function (GO): oxidoreductase activity
Source: RefSeq, a predicted model, not a curated record